Cydia splendana is the source of this 2619-nucleotide messenger RNA. RefSeq lists its product as uncharacterized. The transcript is spliced from 2 exons. Bases 1 to 2619 code for a protein of 872 amino acids. Lineage: Eukaryota; Metazoa; Arthropoda; Insecta; Lepidoptera; Tortricidae. Gene Ontology annotation, biological process: proteolysis. The record is from RefSeq and is a predicted model, not a curated record. Gene Ontology annotation, molecular function: aspartic-type endopeptidase activity.
AUGGUAGUAACAAGAAACAACCACAACAAGGAAGAUGAAGAGUCGUCAGAAAAUACCGCAAAAUCUCCGAGCUCCGAGGAAACCGGCACCACGUCAGGCACCGGCACCACGUCGGGUACCGGCACCACGUCGGGCACCGGCACCACGUCGGGCACCGGCACUACGUCGGGCACAGGCACUACGUCGGGCACAGGCGCAACGUCGGACUCAGCGAAGACGUUGGACACAGCUGCAUCGUCGGGUACGGGCGCCAUCAGGAAGACGCGUCCCACACCAGAGGACCUACCCGGGCCGAGCAACGUCGUCCACCCCGCUGACACGUCGGGCAUUAAGGCCACGCCUGCGGCCAGCCUCGCCGCCACGAUCGUCGAGCGCAACCCCGUCGAACUGAUGCCGCCACCGAGACCGCCGACGAAGCCCGCUCGGUCACACCGAUCCAAGGCCUCCAGCAAGAGACUCCUCGCGGAGUUGGAGGCCAAGGAGAGGUUAGCCGAGCUGGAACUGAAGCGCGUGCAAGCGGAAACCGAGCUAGCGAGAAUACGUCAAGAAAGAAUAGACCUGGCGUCAUCAAGAGAGGAGUCAGAAGAGGAAGAGGACCUCGCUCCACAGCGCAUCGCUGACUGGUUCAAUCGCCGACCCGAACGAGCGACUACAUUAGAAGAGGCCGCCCAUAUAGAAGAGACGCAAGAGCCCGCCGCGCGCACUACUAGACGACGCGCGCGACCGGAAACAUACGAAGAUGCUCGUGCGAUGGACGUGUCGUCGCUAACCGCCGCCCUCACAGAAGCCAUUCAAGCCAGCAAGUCUUACAAGAAGUACAUACCUGACCUGCCGACGUUUAGUGGCCUGUGCACCGAGUGGCUACAAUUUAAAGCCGCCCAGCCGCAUCCAGAAGACGUCAUCAAAGCACUAGAAAGAAGAUACGGAAGGCCUGACGCACUACUUGUCAACGAACUGGAGAAGCUAAAGGGACUGCCGCGCCUCACCGACAACCCACGUGAUCUGUGCAUAUUCGCCAGCCGGAUCGCUAACACAGUGACGACUAUCGAGAUAUUGAAGAAGCCGCAGUAUCUCUACAACCCCGAGUUACUGCGGUCGAUAGUUGACAAGUUAUCGCCGAUAAUUCGCAACAAGUGGUACGACUACGCAGCUACAAGAGAAGAGACGCCCGAACUUAAGAAGAUUGCCGACUUUUUGAAUAAUGAAGCCGACAAGUGCACGCCUUACGCUCCGCCUGAAAAUACAACGGAACAUAAAGAAGUAAGAAGUGCAAGAAAGAAGCCCGAGCGAACCUACGCCGCCGCAGUCGAAAUCAAUAAGAAGCCAAAAGAAGAGAAGCCGGCGUGCCCGUUAUGUGAACACGCUACGCACCAAUUGCCGUCGUGCCCGCAGUUUAUGAAGAUCGACACGAACGAGCGCUGGGAAGUGGCCAAGAAGAACAACAUUUGCUACCGGUGCCUCGUUAGCAAGCAUCGACGCUUCGCCUGCCGCGCCAAGCCUUGCGGCCAGCAGGGCUGCCCCAUGAGACAUCAUCGCCUACUACACCACGAGAAGUCGCCACCCGCGGCCGCCGCUGCAGCCGCUGCCGAGCCACCCCCACCACGCAAGCCAGAAGAAGUCGUGGCCUCGGCAGUGAACCAGAUCGCCUGCGCGACAGCACAAACAAGACGCGCCUACCUGAAGAUAGUACCAGUCACACUACGCGGCCCGCGGGCGGAAGCAGACACUUUCGCUCUACUAGAUGAAGGCAGCACCGUGACAAUUAUCGACUCGGCGCUGGCGGACACACUCGGGCUCAACGGCCCCACCGAACCAAUGUGGGUGCAGGGCAUAGGCGGGAAAGAGAUGGAGCACAAUCAGAGCAGGAGGGUCGAGGUCUACAUACGCAACAAGUACGGCGGGCAGGAGCAGCGCAUACCAAACGCGCACACCGUCGGCAGUCUGGGCUUCACCACACAAUCCAUAGGUGCGAGCGAGAUAGAUGGCUGCACACAUCUCAGAGGACUCAAGCACAAGUUAACCUACCAAGGCGCAACCCCACAAAUACUCAUCGGUCAAGACAACUGGGAGCUAAUCGUGUCGCGGGAAAUAAGAAAAGGACGGCGCGAUCAACUCGUCGCUUCAAGAACCCUACUAGGAUGGGUACUUCACGGCUGCCGCACCACUAGAGCGGAGCCGAUCGCGUACUGCUGUGCGCACCUCACGCGGGCCAAGUCGAACGAAAACAUAGAAGAAACAAUGAAGAAAUAUUUCGCUCUCGAGUCCCUAUCAAUCGAGCCGAGGCGACCGAGCAGCGAUCCCGAGCAACAAGCGCUUCGCAUAUUAGAAGAAAAGAGCCGCCGCUUACCCGACGGCAGGUUCGAGACAGGGCUACUGUGGCGCAACCAAGAAGAAAGAAUACCCAACAAUCGCAGCGACGCACUGAAGCGGCUACACACGCUCGAGAGGAAGCUGGAUCGAGACGCAAAACCUGAAACAACAAUACAACGAGCGCGUCAACAAUCUACUUACCUCAAGCUACGCCGAGCGCGCGGCCACGCCACCAAGCGGCAGGACGUGGUACCUACCUCACUUCGCUGUCUGCAACCCAGAGAAGCCGAAGAUAAGACUGGUCCAUGA